AUGUCCUAUGUCGUGCGAACAGCCGUGGACACCUUGUCAGGGAUUGCCGCCAGGUACCUGACCACCGCCACCGAUUUGAUGAAUGUCAACAGCAUGGCCAGCCAGCAUAUUAAGGAUGAUGAUGUUCUUGCAAUCCCUUUGUCUGAGCUAGUUAGGGAAUUAAGUUGUUCUGGUAAUCUGGGGAAUAGAUGUACAAGGCAUGAGGAAGUAAUGUUACUCAGGAAGGUUGCAAAGUAUCCUGCAAAGCACGUUGUUGAUUUAUAUAUUUUGGACUUCCAAUCUGGGUUGAGGGCAUUGGCGAAAACUAGGUAUGGUGCACGGGCUACACCACAUGUGGAUGAACCUGUGGUGGUUGAUGCAGCUUGCUAUCAGUUGUGA
This is a messenger RNA of Striga asiatica, 378 nucleotides long. The record is from the annotation of a GenBank genome assembly. Lineage: Eukaryota; Viridiplantae; Streptophyta; Magnoliopsida; Lamiales; Orobanchaceae.